CAGAGUUUUAGUUGUUCAAAUAUGGUGUAAACUGAUAAAUUCAAAAUCAUGCAGUGUGUUAUUUUCCAAUGUUUUUAGGAUUUUGAUGGUUUUAACAAAAUGUUUUCAAGUGUUUUACGGUAUUUACGAUGAUGAAAAGGACUAACGAAUAGUGAAAAGUACCUUUUUUUCUCAUAUAAACCGAUUGAGCAAGUGCAAAAACAGACGAUUAAAUUAACUUCUUUAAGGUUGAUUUGGUACAAUGGUAUUUCUUCUAUAUUUGUAUCAUAUUCUGUGGUUUUUAAAACAUCACAAAACAGGAUCAUUUGUUAAGAAUGCACUGAAAUCAUGGGCUGCCAUUAAGAAUGUCGAACAAUUAAGAUGUCAGUGGUGCAGCGAUCAAGGUCCAGCAGUCAGGUAUUGUAAAAAUUGCGUUAAACUGCUUGACCGCCAGUGCGAACUUUUUCACGAAAAGAUCCCUCCGUAUCAACUACACACAACUUUCGAUAUUACUACAGAAGGUCUUGAUUUUCAAAUUUCGAAUUUUGCUCCAGGAAUGUUUUGCGAACAUCAUCGGCAUAAGCUGCUUGACCAUUAUUGCUCCAGUUCCGGUAUUUUAUUAUGCGAAGAAUGUAAAGAAAACGGUGACUUUAAUGUGGACGAAAUAGAACAUUUUUUUUCAUUGCAAGACUCGAUUUAUGACACAAAGAAAUUGAUUCAGGAAAUACUUCAUACACAUCGUAACUUUCCGGAAAGUUCAGAGAUGAUAACAAUGUUAAAGUGGAUUGACGUUUCUUUGGGACUUAUUCCUGAGUUCGAUGAUUUCGCUGCAGUACCACUUUCACCGGAUAUACGAAGAGUAUUGGAACAAGAAAUAUCAUCCUCGAAUCAAGUUUUCAUCAGGUGUAGCGAAGUAAGAGAUAAAAUGGAAGGCUUACAAAUAGAAAUGCGUAGAAAAUUUUUGUCCAAUACCAGAGAUGCAAAUGAACAACAGGCAAAUGAUUUCAGUCAUCACCCAACGGAGCUGUUACAUAGUAUUCAAGAUGGUGCAAACAUCACUGACAGCCAUACCAAUAACGAAAGCACAGCAAAUGUUCAUGUUUUACAAGAAGCAGAUCAAAGCCAGAUCAACACAAACAGUUUUGAGGACUUACAUCCAUUUUAAAUAUGGCCUAAAGCUUUUAGUCUAUAUAAUGUUUUUGUAUUCUAUUUCAAACGAUAC
Molecule: messenger RNA, 1201 nt
Organism: Mytilus trossulus (common blue mussel)
Lineage: Eukaryota; Metazoa; Mollusca; Bivalvia; Mytilida; Mytilidae
Product: transcription intermediary factor 1-beta-like
Exons: 4
Coding region: 242-1144 (300 amino acids)
Molecular function (GO): zinc ion binding
Source: RefSeq, a predicted model, not a curated record